Molecule: messenger RNA, 504 nt
Organism: Morchella sextelata
Lineage: Eukaryota; Fungi; Ascomycota; Pezizomycetes; Pezizales; Morchellaceae
Exons: 3
Coding region: 1-504 (167 amino acids)
Biological process (GO): mRNA export from nucleus
Cellular component (GO): nucleus
Molecular function (GO): mRNA binding
Source: RefSeq, a predicted model, not a curated record
AUGACGACCGCCGCCGCCCCCCCCAAGCCCCUCGCCUCCUACCCCGCCAACCAAACCCUCUACAUCACAAACCUCAACGACCGCAUCCGCAAAGACGACCUCCGCCUCUCCCUCUACACCCUCUUCAGCACCUACGGCUGCGUCCUGGACGUCAACGCCCUCAAGACUAUGAAGGGCCGCGGCCAAGCGCACAUCGCCUUCCGCGACGUUGCCAGCGCCGCCCAGGCCCUCAGGGCUUGCAAUGGCAUGAACGUCUUUGGCAAGGAGAUGAGAAUCGCGUACGCAAAGUCAAAGUCGCACGCAAUCUCGAAGCUGGACGGGACGUUUAAGCUGCCGACGACGGCGGGGAGCGCGGCGGCAGAGGCGGUUGCGGCGGUGCCGUUUGUGGCGGUGCCGAGUGCGCCGGUGGAGGCGACGGCGACGGCGACGGCAGGGGUGAAGAGGCAGAGGGAUGAGGAGAGUGAUGAGGAAGAGGCCAUGGACGUGGAGGACGACGAUGAGUAG